AUGUCGUCUGUGCCGGAAAAGGGACAUGGCCAUCCUGUUCAUAUCGAUAUUCAAGAUGAUCGUGUAUCGCCUCGAGAAGACGGAGAUGAUGCCAGUCCUGGCAUGAAGAACAGCAAGGGAUGGGACGGAAAGUUACGAAUUCCCAAAUCAGCCCUGGUAACAAAUCCAGAAGCCGUCUCCGACCCCGAGUAUUCCGACGACGAUAAUAUAUUGCCUGGCGAUGAGAUUCGAGCUGACGAAGAUUUACUUGACAGCGAAAGCUCCGAUACCGAAGAAAUCAUGUGCACUCAUUCUCGCAUCCGUUCCAUAUCCUCUCUACGUCUUGAGCGCUUCAGUAAUGUCGUUAGAAUAUGCCUUCGACAAAACAGUAUCCAAGAGAUCGAGGGGCUUGCUCCUUUGGCAGACACACUCAAGGAUAUAGACCUCUACGACAACUUGAUUUCACACAUGAGAGGUCUGGACGAACUCAGGAAAUUAACGAGUCUCGACCUAAGCUUUAAUAAGAUCAAGCACAUCAAAAACAUUAGCCACCUGACGCAGCUGAAGGACCUGUUUCUCGUCGCCAAUAAGAUUAGCAACAUUGAGGGUUUGGAUAGCCUUGAUAAGCUUACAUCGCUAGAGCUGGGUUCGAACCGCAUCCGGGAAUUGAAGAACUUGGACAAGCUCAAAAGUCUAGAGGAGCUUUGGGUGGCCAAAAACAAGAUAACGAACUUGACUGGCCUGGGCGGAUUACCAAAUCUUCGACUCCUGAGCAUUCAGUCCAACAGGAUCGUGGACUUAUCCCCGCUAAAAGAGGUUCGAGGCCUCGAGGAGUUGUACAUCUCCCACAAUGCUGUGGAGUCAUUGGAGGGAAUCAAAGAAAAUACAAAGCUGAAGAUACUAGACAUUUCCAAUAAUCAGGUUAGCAGUCUCCAAGGUCUUGCUGGUUUAAAAGACUUGGAGGAGGUUUGGGCCAGCUACAAUAAGAUUGGCGACUUUGUCGAGGUUGAAAUGGCAUUGAAGGACAAAGCGAGCCUGUCUACGGUGUAUUUCGAAGGCAAUCCUCUUCAGCUUCGCGGUCCAGCUCUGUAUAGAAACAAGAUCCGCUUGGCUUUGCCACAAGUCAAGCAAAUUGACGCUACAUUCGUAAGAGUAUAG
This is a messenger RNA of Ustilaginoidea virens, 1137 nucleotides long. RefSeq lists its product as uncharacterized. Lineage: Eukaryota; Fungi; Ascomycota; Sordariomycetes; Hypocreales; Clavicipitaceae. Gene Ontology annotation, molecular function: protein binding. The record is from RefSeq and is a predicted model, not a curated record. The transcript is spliced from 3 exons. The coding region runs from base 1 to 1137 and encodes 378 amino acids.